AUGUCUUCGCCACCUGCGACCAGCUCUCCCGUCGCGUCUCCCGUCGUGUCCCGGGACUCUGCCACGCCUAACAGCGGCGUGGAGUCACCUUUUGUCGAGCGCAGCAACCCCAUGGGCUCCGGUAUCGCCCAGACCGUCACCUCCCGCGACCCCAAGGCCGCAGCUCAGGCCGCCACCGACAUGAAGAACGUCGUCCGCCGCAAGCUGACAGGCUAUGUCGGCUUCGCCAACCUGCCCAACCAGUGGCACCGCAAGAGUGUCCGCAAGGGCUUCAACUUCAAUGUCAUGGUUGUCGGUGAAUCCGGUCUCGGAAAGUCCACCCUCGUGAACACCCUGUUCAACACCUCGCUCUAUCCCCCGAAGGAGCGCACCGGUCCUAAUGCCGAUAUCAUCCCCCAAGACUGUUCGACCAGUGCCGACAUUGAGGAGAACGGCGUGCGUCUCCGCCUGAGCGUCAUUGAUACCCCCGGCUUCGGUGACUUUGUCAACAAUGAUGACUCCUGGCGCCCAAUUGUCGAGAACAUCGAGCAGCGUUACGACACCUACCUCGAGGCCGAGAACAAGGUCAACCGCAGCAACAUUGUCGACAACCGCAUCCACGCCUGUGUCUACUUCAUCCAGCCUACCGGCCACUCCCUGAAGCCCCUGGACAUCGAGGUGAUGCGCCGCCUGCACACCAAGGUCAACCUGAUCCCCGUCAUUGCCAAGGCUGAUACCUUGACCGACGAGGAGGUUGCCCUUUUCAAGCAGCGUAUCCUUGCCGAUAUCGAACAACACUCCCUCCAGAUCUUUGAAGGUCCCCGUUACGAGCUUGACGAUGAGGAGACCAUUGCUGAGAACCAGGAGAUCAUGUCCAAGGUUCCCUUCGCCGUUGUUGGUGCCAACUCCGAGGUGUCCACUGCUGACGGUCGUCGCGUCCGUGGUCGUAGCUACCCCUGGGGUAUUAUCGAGGUCGACAACGAGGAGCACUGCGACUUUGUCAAGCUGCGCCAGAUGCUGAUCCGUACCCACAUGGAGGAGCUCAAGGAGCACACCAACAACUUCCUGUACGAGAACUACCGGUCCGACAAGCUCACCCUGAUGGGUGUCGCCCAGGACCCCAGCGUCUUCAAGGAGGUCAACCCUGCCGUCAAGCAGGAGGAGGAGCGCGCCCUGCACGAGCAGAAGCUGGCCAAGAUGGAAGCCGAAAUGAAGAUGGUCUUCCAGCAGAAGGUCGCUGAAAAAGAAAGCAAGCUCAAACAGAGCGAAGACGAACUCUAUGCCCGACAUCGCGAGAUGAAGGAUCAGCUAGAUCGCCAGCGCGGAGAACUCGAGGAGAAGAAGGGUCGCCUCGAGACCGGACGCCCCGUCGAAGAGAAGGGCAAGCGAAAGGGCUUCUCGCUUCGUUAAUGUCCAUGUCUCUGCCAUUGCUUUU
This is a messenger RNA of Penicillium mononematosum, 1414 nucleotides long. RefSeq names its product septin AspB (gene aspB). Gene Ontology annotation, molecular function: GTPase activity; GTP binding; molecular adaptor activity. The transcript has 5 exons. Gene Ontology annotation, biological process: cytoskeleton-dependent cytokinesis. The record is from RefSeq and is a predicted model, not a curated record. The coding region runs from base 1 to 1389 and encodes 462 amino acids. Lineage: Eukaryota; Fungi; Ascomycota; Eurotiomycetes; Eurotiales; Aspergillaceae. Gene Ontology annotation, cellular component: cytosol; septin ring; cell division site.